CUGCUCCAUCUCUCACCCACGCCAAUUCAUCUCGAUGUGCAAAACCCUCCAUCUGUACGGAAUCCUUUUUGCUGCUUGAGUCUGUUACCCCGCUGUCAACAUCAAGACCUCGUAAGCAGAAUCGCCCAAAUCCUGCUCCGUCUGAGCAUCGCUGUUAUCAAUUCAGCCUUGCAAAAGUCGGGUACAGACGAUAACUCCGCAUAAAAGCCUCUAUCGAUAGUGUUGCGCUUUGAGAACCAUCAACUUGACGUCGCAUGGUACAUUCUUCGAAGUGGGGGAUCUUGCGGGAUCGCCUCCAUUGAAUCUAGCAUUCCACGACUUUAGAGCCCACGUGGACGGCGUGGUAGGCACGCAUCUGAAAAGCAACUUCUAUACACAAAGGACACAAUGACAGACUCGCUCUCCCCUCCGGGGAGCAGUGUCUAUGCGUCCGACACAAUGUAUGUUGGUGAUGGAACCUGGGACAGCACGCGCAAUACAUUUCUACUCCCUAACCUGAUGGGACUCAACUUUGAUACUAUGCGAUAUAACGGCAUGGGUAAUCGAUUCAGAGACAUGGCGGGUUACCACUCUAUGAUAAUAGCACACGGAGUAAUCGCAACGAUUGUUUUCCUUUUCUUUGUACCAGCCGCGAUUUUAAUUGUUCGAUACUAUCCGAUACGGGAUCGCUACUGGGCAUAUAAAUAUCACUCGUGGCUUCAGGUGCUGACAUUGCUAUUAUCGACAGUCGUUUUUAUACUGGGAUGGUUCGCUGUUGGGCCACGACGGAGCCUGACAAACCCACACCAUGGAAUUGGAUUGGCUAUAUACGUUUUGGUUAUAUUCCAAGCGCUCUGGGGAUGGAUGUCCCACAAGGUAGAGCUGGGAAAAAGACGAUACCGUUCUCCACUAAAGCUAGUUAUUCAUAGGUGGUUGGGAUGGGCUACAGCAAUUCUGGGCAUUGUACAGAUUCCGCUCGGUCUAACUCUAUAUGGUUCCCCAAAAUCUCUAUUCAUCCUAUUUUCAAUUGCUGGCUUCUUUUGGCUUGCUCUUUUCUUUAUCCUUUCUUAUCUUUACGAUGAAGGCGGGUCGGGCCAUGAAUCCGGAUAUGAUAGUCGUGGCAGCUAUGUGUCAGGGCCAUCUGCUCCUCCAGAGGAAAGGCGUCAUAGUGGGCUUGGUCGCACAGCAGCCGCCGCCCUUGCAGGUGCAGGAUUACUAAAGCUUUUCCACAGUCGGUCACAUAAACACGCUGAAGAGGAUGUUCAGAGCUCCUAUUAUGAUGAUAAAUAUUCCGAUGAAGAACGGUCGGAACGUCGAACCGGCUGGGGAAAGCGUCUACUCGAGAUCGGCGCCAUUGGUGGAGCGGCUGCACUGGCGAAAUCAUUCUUUGAUAGAAGACGACAAAGAGAAAGUGAUAACGAGUCUGGCCGUUAUCGACCAGCACAUGCUCGCAGCGAUAGCUUGACAGAGGAGACCAUGAGUAGAGUUGAAGAAGGCCGCCCUCCUCCUCCUCCGGCUCCAGGAAAUCAGGGUCCGUACUUACAUCCCGCCAGACGGCAGAGCUAUAGCUCUACGGAUUAUAGCUACUACACCCACGCCGAGGACGAACAAGGCCAUGGGGUUCGCAAUGCAAUCCUUGGGGCGGGCGCCAUUGCCGCUGUUCGAAACCUGUUUAAGCGUCGAAAAGACAACGACGAGCAACGGCGUAUAGACGAGAUUAAGCGUCGAGACAUGGAAGAGGAGCGACUAGCUAGGGCGAACAGUAAACGAAAAUACACUGGUGAUGGAUUUUUCCCUCGCAGACAACGGCCUUCGCAAUCCGUGCUCUCUAGCGACAUGACUUCGGACAUUACCCCGCAACCAACGCGCCGGGGGAAUCGUACCCAGGAAGCAAUGGUGACUGGGGGGGUCAUAGACGGUUCCUCAACUGCUCCGCCCGUUCCUCCAGCCCAUGGAUAUGGCGAAAGUGCAGCUGGUACAGAGCUUGAAGCUGCUGCUGUGGGAGCUGCUGCAGGCGCAGUCGCCGGAGAAGCCAGCCGCCGUCGUAGCAGUAGUAGCCGAGCAAGACGACGAGACGAUCGACGUGAUGACGUUUCAUCACCACCAGUGUCUGUCAAAGUCAAAAUGCACAAUGAUGGACGUCACGUCACUCUGCGGCGGCUUACUGAAGAAGAAGCGGCAGCUAACAGAGAAUCAAAACGUCGAUCAAGGGAACGUCGCGGUUCGAGGAGACGCGGUAGCGCUAGUUCACUGUCAGGUAAUGAAGGAGCAGGAGGCUCUGACCGAUGGCGACGAGUCGAGGAGAUGGAGCGUCGUCAAACAGAACAAGUCCAACGAGAGCAGGCGGCUGCUCGCGCAGCAGAGUCUGGGGCCACCGCGGCUAUUCCACCUCCUCCACCUGGCCCUCCUCCAGCAGCAUCUUAUGCUGCUACUAGCCAAGCAUCGAUACCUCGCCCUCCUCUAUCAGGUCCUCCUCCAGCUGCGUCCUACGCAGCCACCAGUCAAACAUCAAUGCCUCACCCACCCCCAUCAAACCUUCAAUAUCCUCCUACCGCAAGUAUCACGUCGCCGACCUGGACAGGCACCGAGGCAAGUGCUGAUUAUGCAAAUAAUCGGAGACGGCGCAGGGCUGAGCGGGCUCAAGCACGAGCAAGGCAACAAGCCCAGCAUAGUGUCGAGUUUACUUAGAAGCCACUUCCACAUAUCUCUCUCUAUUUCUCACAUGCAUGAUGAAUAUCAAUGAUUCGAUUUCCGGGAAAAUUCUGGAUCAUGAACGGCGUUUAAUUACUUAUACUCUCUGAUGUUGUUUUAUUCCUUUUUGUAGUUGUUUACAUUCUGCACUUUUCGUUUUGAAGCUGGGAGGUAUUUUGGAAUAGGGCGAAAUUUCUUUGUUCAUGAUAAGAUUUCCAACUUCAUUGUAUAUACCGUGAUUGCGAGGGAAAUUUUGCUUUUUUUUCCUGCUUCCUGCAACCGUGUUUGUGUAUUUUGGUUCUGCGUGAGAUGUAUUUUUAGUUGAUAGUUUGAAAAAUUCGACGAGGUGAUGGAUACAUUAGUUUUGGUUGAUACACCUAUAUCUACACACAAA
Messenger RNA from Talaromyces proteolyticus, 3064 nucleotides. RefSeq lists its product as uncharacterized. NCBI's taxonomy places the organism in Eukaryota, Fungi, Ascomycota, Eurotiomycetes, Eurotiales, Trichocomaceae. Bases 388 to 2667 code for a protein of 759 amino acids. The record is from RefSeq and is a predicted model, not a curated record. The transcript has 3 exons.